GCGUGUAUUUAGAAGCGUGAACACCUGCCCAUGUUGAAGAAUAUGGUCUCACAGGAUACUGUAGUCGACGUCAUAAUGCGUCGGAUAUGAAUGUUGAAAAAUAACUUUUUAUGAAGAAUUUCUUCUUUAGUCUUGUACAAGAAGUGUUGCGCCUCUGAAAAUUGCCCAUAUAUUAGCAAUGUCAUCUAUGGCAAAGGGUUGUGUCUUCGUGUUCUUGGUCUGUUUUGCACUGGCAAGUUACGCUGCAGACCAGGGAAGUGAUUCUGAUCAGUGCCUAGUUUACCGAAAAGGAUAUCCAGCAUAUUAUACAUGCAUCAUAAAGUGUUUUCAAUUUGUGCUGGGCUUUGAAGAUUCCACAGCUAGUUUUUGUACGAACAAGUUCCGGAUGACAAAGGCAUCACUGCACGAAUAUAAUAAUACCCAUGCAGUCAACACUCUUAAGUGUAUUGCCAUUAAAUGCAGACAAUUUGUUCCUGAAGACGUUUGUGAAGGUUCAUCACCAGGUAUAGGAAGUAGUACAGAUUUUAGCGAUUUUACAACAGCGUUUAGCACUACAUCAUUCGUUGAUGACGCAAACUCUGGAUUAUCUACCAGCGCACCCUCAUCUUCUGGAACAACUGUCGGGGAAUCUACAUCUCCGGGACUGCUAUCAACAUCUGGAAGUAGUGUGAAUACGCCACCCUCUUUUACUAAUGCUGGAACUACAUCAUCAUCGUUGGCUCCAGAUAAUUCCAUGCCAUCUACCACUCCAUCUCCAUCAUCAGAUGAUGCAUCUCAAAACAGCGGUGACGAACAGCCUUCAGACUCAGAUGAAUGUGAUGAAGAAGGUGAUGAUAUGUUUGACGACGCUUCUUCGGGUGGAGCCAGCACGCUUGCGUCAACAACAGAUUUAAAUCCUUAUUAUUCAGAUGAAGGCUAUUAUAAUUCUCCUUCACCUGACGAUGGUUUUUCAGGCUAUUAUAAUUCUCCUUCACCUGACGAUGGUUUUUCAGGCUAUUAUAAUUCUCCUUCACCUGACGAUGGUUUUUCUGCAAGUGCCACCUCUACUAAUAGCGGUGGAGAUAGCUCUUCUGCAAGUGCUGCCUCGGAUAGCGGAGAAGACGGUGCUUCAGCAAGUGCUUCCUCAGCUGAUAACGAUGGAGACGAUUCUUCUGCAAGUGCGAAUAGUGAUCUUGAUUUCUUUUACUAUUUCAUAUACGAUGAUGACGAUGAACAAUCUAAUUCCACUUUUAACUCAAAUAGCAAUAAUGCCUCUGCAACGAAUCUUUCUUCAACUUCAGUCCAACCAUCGCAAAGCACCCCACAGCCAUCUAUUGGCACAACCUCUUCAGAUUCUGCGGAUGAUUAUUAUUCCGAAUCACCAGAUGAUACAUCUAAUGAUGGCAUGCCUCCUGGUGAUGAAACUUCUGAUAAUCAAUUUGAUGCAGGCAAUAAUUACUACGAUUAUGCUGCUGCAGACACAGUUGCUGGUCAAGAUGGAAGUGGAAGCUAUUCGUUUAGUGAUUCCCGAGGUGGAAACAACAAUCCUCAAGUUCCACAGAAUCCAAGUUGGGCACCAUUUGGCUCUAAUCCUCAGCAACCGCCAGUAUAUUAUCCCCCGCAAGCACCAGCAUAUAAUCCUCAACAAGCACCAGCAUUUAAUCCUCAACAGGCACCAGCAUUUAAUCCUCAACAAGCACAAGUAUUUAAUCCUCAACAAGCGGAAGCAUUUAAUCUUCAACAAGCUCAAGUAUACAAUCCUCAACAAGUACCUGUAAAUUAUCCUCAACAAGCACCCAUAUAUAAUUCUCAACAAGAAUUAACCUACAAUCCUCAACAAAUGCCUAAUUGGAAUAAUAAUAAUAAUAAUUGGAAUUACGCCCAACAAAACAGAAGGCAACAGAUCCCUAUUCAAAAUAAAUGGAACCGAAGGCAGCAAGGUUUGCUUCCAGCCAAUAAUCAGGGAUACCAAUGGAAUCAAGGAAAUUUAAAUAAUAAUGGAUGGCAAAGAAAUCCAGCCAAUAUUCCAUCAGCCAACAAUGGUAGGUUUUUGAGAAACCGGGGAAUUCCAGCGAAUAAUGAGGAUUAUUAAAAGAUAAACAAAAUAAUAAAGAUACUAAACAGAUAGCCAAAGCUAUUUACAUAUUGUCAUAUCAUAUUUUUUUUAGAUUAUAAGAGUAUUUUGAAAUAGCUUGUUAAAUUUAAUACAUCAUUUUGCAUUUCUAAUUGCUUAAACAUUAUUUUGCUAAAUUGAAACCUUAAACCUUUUAUAUUAUUAAAUUUCGUGUGGUUACUGAAUGAUUUAUGUAUAAUUAUGUGCUAACCUAAUUUUAAUAAAAUUAAUAAAUAUUAUUACCAUUUAAUUAAAAGUAAUCACUCAAAUUUUCGGUUCAUUUAAUUCUGUUAAGAAUUUCAUUCACAAUUAAUUUUCAAUAAAACUGUUUUAUGGAAAUGCAAUACCAAGACUUAAAUAUUACGAAUAAUAUCCAUCGGAACGAAAAUGUUCUUUGAAUUCAAUACUAUUUUGACAGAAAAAUAUUUUAAACGGUGGAAAUUCGAAAGGGAUAAAUGAAAUAAAUGGAAAGUAUUUUUUCCAAGUGAACUGUUAGCUUUUGAUACAGAAAAGUACAAAUAAAGAUUCUAAAAUUAAA
Molecule: messenger RNA, 2630 nt
Organism: Argiope bruennichi
Lineage: Eukaryota; Metazoa; Arthropoda; Arachnida; Araneae; Araneidae
Product: DNA-directed RNA polymerase II subunit RPB1-like
Exons: 6
Coding region: 179-2071 (630 amino acids)
Source: RefSeq, a predicted model, not a curated record